This is a messenger RNA of Aspergillus terreus NIH2624, 1806 nucleotides long. It is a transcript of the gene rlmA, whose product is annotated as SRF-type transcription factor RlmA. Lineage: Eukaryota; Fungi; Ascomycota; Eurotiomycetes; Eurotiales; Aspergillaceae. Gene Ontology annotation, molecular function: protein dimerization activity; DNA-binding transcription factor activity, RNA polymerase II-specific; RNA polymerase II cis-regulatory region sequence-specific DNA binding. The record is from RefSeq and is a predicted model, not a curated record. The coding region runs from base 1 to 1806 and encodes 601 amino acids. Gene Ontology annotation, biological process: positive regulation of transcription by RNA polymerase II. The transcript is spliced from 3 exons.
AUGGGUCGCAGAAAGAUCGAGAUCAAAGCGAUCAAAGAUGAUCGCAACCGUUCAGUGACGUUUCUGAAACGGAAAGGUGGUCUGUUUAAGAAGGCACAUGAGCUCGCGGUCCUGUGUUCGGUAGACGUCGCUGUCAUCAUCUUCGGCCACAACAAGAAGCUCUACGAAUUUUCGUCAUGUGAUAUGCGCGAGACGUUAACUAGAUACCAAUAUUGUGGUGCCCCCCAUGAGCAUAAAGGCCCCGAGGACUUCAAUGGCAAACGCGACGACGAUGAUGACGAGGACGAGACCACACCUGCCCCCGAAGAAGCACACCAAACACCUCCCCAAAAUGCUCCUCCGAUGAUCCCCACUCAUGUCACCACUCACCCCGGUUUCCAACAUGUCAACCACGCUCCUUCUGCCUCCCCCCCGAUCGGGAACGGCAUGCAAUUUGACCCUCGUCACGGAACCCCCCAACCGCAAGGAGUAUCGAGGCCAUCGUCAAGGACACAUUUGCGUCGGGUCAGUUCGAAUAUCGGCGCGCAACAACAUCAUGGAACCCCACCACCGCCCCCGCCUCCUCAGAAUGGUUUCACGUAUAUGCAUAACCCCUCCAUGUACAACAUGCAACAAGCUCCUCGACCGGGGCAAUUCGCACACUAUGUGCAUCCGCCUCCCGGCGCGCAUCAUCAACCACAGCAUAUGACAACGCAGGCUUUGCCGCCUCAUACAAUGCCUCAAUCCAUACCACAGCAUCUUCAAGCCCCGCCGCCGCAUAUGCAACGACAUCCCCAGCAUCCACACGUUCUCGCACAGCAACACGCUCCCAUGGCAAUGUCACAACCACCUCAUCCAUCAAUCCCGCAGGUCCCUCACGCAUUUUUGCCAGAUCAGGGUAGAAGCUCGAUGCCACCGUCAUUCGCAUCUGAACAACAACAACCCCAGCGAACGAUAUCGCUACCCGAAGGUUCUACAGAGCAGAUGGCAGGCCCAACCAAACCAGAAGGAAGCCAAUCUCCUCCGCAUCAAAGGUCUCUGUCCUCUAAAUCGCGCAGUAUAUUCACGCCUAUCGAUGAUCGCGGUUCCGUUCUCGCUCGACAUUUCGGUGUCGGUCCGCCUUCGUCACCUCCUUCGCAAGUCAAAGCCGAAGUCUCCCAAGGAGCCGAUGAGAGCAAACCUUCCGCCCAGACCACGGCACCCCCACCUCGACCCCCGACAGACGCGCCGCGCCCGCCCUCAGUAGUGGACAUCAAGCCGCCCGCACGAACGAACAGUGGCCAAAUAGCGUCUAAGCGGCCACAAUUGAAGGUGCAGAUACCCAGCGAAAGCUCUGAUCGUGGGAGUGCGACUGGAGACUCGUCGUCGCGUGAUUCAGCCGGGAAUAAGACGCUCACCCCCGCCAAAGCAAAUCCGGAUGGUAGCCAUUCGGGCGUCGUACUACCACCGCCAUCUCCUUCAGCCGGUGCAAUUCUCAGUGCUGGGGCACAAGGGCCCCCGAACCCGUUCGCGAGACCGCCUCCACCUGGCGCGGCGACACAGAACAACAAUUCAUAUAAUAACAACAACAUUGAGACCCCGAUAUCUGCGCUCCCGAGCCGUUUCGUGUCAGACGCUCUUCUACCCUCGCCGUCAAGCUUCUUUCCUGAAUGGGGCUUUGGUCGCUCGGGCCCGGACAGCAAUAUGCUUCCCAGUCCGCUGACGUUCCCAACACCAGCCGCACCGAGCGGACCAAGCUUUGCACGGGAAGACGAACAGGACAAGAAACGCAAAAGUCCCGAUAGCGGAUCCAAUGCCGAAGGAAGCGCGAAGAAAGCAAAGACCUAA